This is a messenger RNA of Myxocyprinus asiaticus (Chinese sucker), 1509 nucleotides long. Its product is annotated as dual specificity phosphatase 28-like. The record is from RefSeq and is a predicted model, not a curated record. Gene Ontology annotation, molecular function: MAP kinase tyrosine/serine/threonine phosphatase activity. Bases 465 to 920 code for a protein of 151 amino acids. Gene Ontology annotation, cellular component: cytoplasm. Lineage: Eukaryota; Metazoa; Chordata; Actinopteri; Cypriniformes; Catostomidae. Gene Ontology annotation, biological process: protein dephosphorylation. The transcript is spliced from 4 exons.
AGGAUGAUGAGGUGCUAACACAUCCGCCAGAGGAUCAUCCCAUGCUGAAACUGCAGAUCAGAGUGAUUUCUUAAGCUGAGCUCAUUGUUUAUGUCAUGCUUUGGAUGAAGGUGUAAGACUGAGUCCAUCUCUGCUGAGAAAGACCAGUUUGGACGGGAGCAUGUAAAUGGGGUCAGGGUUGGAUGGUGAAUUUGACUACUUUUGCAUGUGUUUGCUUUCUCAGCAAAUUUAUUUUGAUAUUGUCCUUUCUUGUCUGAUUUAAUCAACAGCUCACCAGACCUCUAAAGUAAGAAGAGAGAUCGCUUCUCAAAUAAAUGUGGGGGCAUUAGGACCAGGGGAAUCCUUUGGCCAAGUCUCCCAGCUCAUGCAAUAUAUAUAGCUUACAGUUUGGGAUCCAGUGGAUCUGUGAUUACUCCUUCAAGACACAUACAUAAUCAAUCAUAUAGUCACAAAUACACUGAGAGAUGCUGCAGUUGUGCACAGUUACAGACUGUCUGCUAAUCAGUAAUGCACGGUCAGCCUGUAAUGAUGCACUCAUCCAGAAAGAUGUGGUCACUCUUUGCAUCAACGUAUCCAAGCAGCAGCCUUUUCCAUCUACGCGGGUCAGCACAUUGCGUGUGCCUGUCUAUGAUGAUCCUAAUGAAGACCUGUACAUGUAUUUUGACCACUGUGCUGAUGCCAUAGCAAGUGAGGCAGAGCGGGGAGGCCGCACAGUUGUGUACUGCAAGAAUGGACGCAGUCGCUCAGCUACAGUCUGUGUGGCCUAUUUAAUGAAACAUCAGGGUCUUUCCCUAACAGAUGCCUUCCAGGUUGUUAAAACUGCCCGCUCCGUAGUGGAACCUAAUCCAGGAUUUUGGACUCAGCUGGAGAGAUACGAACAGGAGCUGAAGAUCAGGAGACCAACACAGCCAAAAAAAUGAAGCUGUUCUUCCACUUCUCCUGACACUGACUUUUGCCUCAGAGAGGACAUUCAUCAAAGUGUGACUAAAAGUCCAUAGAGAACUUUAAAAGUUGUAUUUAUUAUUAUUUCUAUGCAGAAACCAUUUGCUGGAUAUGUCAUGUUUUGUAUAUUAAAUGUUUUAUCCUCAGGAAUGUCCCCAGCUGCACUGAUAGGCAUUUUGUUUGGUUAUUUAAUUUUUUCUGUAGUCAGGUAAAAAGCUGAAUGUAACUAUAUAAAAGCCUUGCUCUAGUACUUUCAUAUAACUCAUCUCAUUUGUCUUUGUUAAAUGUUGUCCCUGCAGAAAUCAAUUUGAACUAGCCUAAAAGGUGUUGUGCUGGUAAACUAGCUUAAAUUUAUACUUGACAGUAGCUGUAGUUAAGUUGGUGUUAAGCUGGUUUAUCUUUGCUUGUUUGUCUCCUAGCCUUAAAAAAGCUGAAAAGUGUUGAAACCCCUCUAAAACCAUUAAACAAGACCAGCCUAACUAGUGGAAACUAGACUGAUGGCCAGCUAAGACCAGCAAACCACCUUUUUCUCAGCAGGGCUGUACUGUAGCACUGUAUUAUACCCAU